Prunus armeniaca (apricot) is the source of this 5091-nucleotide messenger RNA. The record is from the annotation of a GenBank genome assembly. NCBI's taxonomy places the organism in Eukaryota, Viridiplantae, Streptophyta, Magnoliopsida, Rosales, Rosaceae.
AUGAUUUCUGUGGGGACUAGGGAUGCGAGGAAGGAGCUAGGGUUAGGGUUUGGUGGUGGGAGAGAGAUGGAGGAUACUGAGCUUGAAGAAGGCGAAGCUUGUUCUUCCCAUAUCAAUGAAUACGAUCCCAACAUCGACCCUGAUGUUGCUCUCUCUUACAUCGAUGAUAGGAUUCAAGAUGUUUUGGGACAGUUUCAGAAAGAUUUUGAAGGUGGGGUUUCUGCAGAAAAUUUGGGGGCAAAGUUUGGUGGGUAUGGCUCAUUUUUACCUUCCUAUCAGCGGUCUCCAGUGUGGUCCCAUUCGAGGACUCCACCAAAAGUUCACAACUACAGCUUACCCAAAUCCCCUUACAACGUGAAACUUGAGGGUGGUCAACGUAACAAUGUAGUUUGUCAUACUACGCCUCAGUCAGUGGGGCUUGGGCCUGCUUCAACGGGUUCCACUUCGCUGGUUGCACCAAAGGUGCCAUCAGCGAACGAUCCAGUCAAACAAGAAGGAAGCAUGUCAUUAGAUCUAGCUGACCAGUAUGCUCCUCGACAUGAAUCUGCAAACAAGAAAGCUAUUAGUUUAUCAGACCAGAAAACACUGAAGGUGCGAAUUAAAGUGGGAUCGGAUAACUUGUCGACACGAAAAAAUGCUAUCUACAGCGGGCUUGGCCUUGAUGGCACACCGUCUUCCUCGCUAGAUGAUAGCCCUUCCGAUAGUGAAGGAAUAUCUCAUGAGCCUCAGGAUGCCCUAUUUGAAUCUCCCACCAGUAUUCUUCAGAUUAUGACAUCCUUUCCGGUGGACGAGGGUAUGAUGUCACCUCUUCCUGACGACCUAAUUUACUUAACUGAAAAGGAAAAGCUCCUAAAAGAGGGUAGAUCUGUGACUCGUCCAAGGGAUAGCUGGGAAACGUCUGGCUCCCUAGUGAAUGGAACUCAUACCAUGGAGGGUGGUGGGAAAUUGUCAGGGCAGAGGAAAACAAAAUCUGCUGAAAGAAAUGAUUUUUCAGCAGAAUCAAAGAAUGGGAAUAAUAAGGAUGGAAUUGGGCUCCUGUCAAAGAAGGAACAUGAUGUGGACGCGUUUGCUUGUGAGGAGCUUGUUUCUAAAACCUUGCAGCUCCCACUUCUAUCCAAUUCAUUUGCUACUGUCAAUGACGUGAUAAGGAGCAAAGAACUGGAUAAGAAAUAUUUAUUGAAGGAUGGUCAAGUAGAAGAUGAAUCAAUGGACCCAAUGUCCAACCAAGAGGAUGCCUGGGUUGAAAAGCGAAAAUCCAUUUUGGCUGGAAAGGUUCAGGAAGAUAGAAAAGUAAGUUCCAGCGAUGAUGUUUUGGUUCAUCCAAAGAAAGAGGGCCCUUGUAGACGAGAGAAAACUUAUGAAUCAGUGAAAGGUGACUUAAAUGUUUCUAAAGGGAGGAAAGCUUUAAAUACUGAAGUCAUGGACCAUUCAAAGCAGAAGGUCAAUCAGAGGGCCACAUCCCAUGAGGUAGAUGAUACGAGACUAGUUUCUGGGAAGGAGUAUCCAUUACCUGCAGAGAAAAAGAAAUCGAAGGAAGGUCACAGGACCCUGGUUGCAGAGUUGCCAAAAGAAAGCUCGAGGGUUGGUUCCUCUUCAGGUCCCAAAAUGAAGAGCACUCAUGUGAACAAUUCUAAUACUGAUCCAGAAAACUUCAAACUAUGUAAAGAUAUUGAUAAAAUCAGGGAUACAGACAGAGGUUUAUUUGGGGAUACUGAUGACGGGAACCAAAUGGAAUUAUUUGAGUUUCCUUCUGAAGAUAAGCUUAAGGACUCCGAUACUGUUGCAAAAAGCACAUCUGCAGUUAACAGUGGAUCAAGGGAGAGACCAAGUGGCAAGAAAAUCGAUAAACCAUUAACUUCAGCUUCAAAUAUAGCCCCACGCUUUGGAAAUGGACCAAUUUUUGCUGCAACUCCUGCUGCAGGGGCUCCUGCACUCAUAGAAGAUAAUUGGGUAUGUUGUGACAAGUGUCAGAAAUGGCGGCUUCUUCCACAUGGUACAAACCCGGACAACCUACCUGAAAAGUGGCUGUGUAGCAUGCUUAAUUGGCUGCCUGGGAUGAAUCGGUGUAGUGUAAGUGAGGAGGAAACAACAGAAAAAACGAAAGCUCUAAUUGCGCAGUGCCAAGUUCCUGCCCCUGAGAGCCAAAAUAAUGUGCCCAGAAAUCCUGGUGGGUUUAUGGAAGGAGAGGCAUUGCCUAAGUCUUGGAACCCUGACCAAAACCUCGAAAGUUUUGGUUUGCAUGCCAUGCCUAGUGGCGGAAAGAAAAAAAAUGGACCAAAAGAAUUGUCAAAUGCAUCUAAUAGAGAUGGUUCCGUUCAGUUGCCAAACUCCAUGAAGAAAAACUUACAGGCAUCAGUGAAGAGUAGAAGCUUGAAUGACGUGAACCAGUCUCCAUUGCUAAGUGAAUUAGAUUUGCAGCAGCUAAGCAAAUCCAGUGACAUGGCAGUGGAGAAACGAAAGCAUAAGUACAAAGAGAAGCAUAAAGUUUUAGAGCCCUCUACCAAUGGAGAAACAGGUGAUAUCAUGAAUUUAAAGAUCAAGAGCAGAAGAGACUCCGAUCCAGAUUCUUCUAGAGCUUCCAAGAAAAUCAAGACUGAAGUUAAGCGUAUUACAGAUGAAGAAUGGGCGUCAGACUACAGUGUGGCAGUUGGGGAGGUAGGUCCUAGCUCAAGUAGUGGUUUUCGGACUGCUGCAGCAGGGAAGGAUCAAAUUAAGAAUAGGCCACAGGCAAUUACAAAAGCAAAAGAUGAAGUUUUAGAUAAUCGAUCCUUAGAUACGGGAACUUGUGAUUCUAAAGGUAGAUCAAAAAAGAGAAAAGUGAAGGAAUUCCCCGAUACUCAAAUUCAUAUGGGUUCCAUUCCUGCUACAGGGAGCUAUGUGCAGGAUCGUUCAGUCGUUGCAAAGGAGGAGUUUAGUGAGAAUGACUACAGGAAGGAAAAGAAGGCAAGGGUAUCUAGAUCUGACGGGAAAGAGUCUAGUGCAAGCAAAGGAAGUGGUAGAACAGACAAAAAAAACAGCCAUACAAAGAAUCAACAACUUAGAAAAGAUAUAAGUAGUGGUCUAACUCACCGGAGUAGGAAUGGUACGGAUUCUUCGAAAAAAGAUUUGGGAUCUGUACAGGUUCCUAUGGCUGCCACUUCAAGCUCUUCCAAAGUUUCUGGUUCCCAGAAAACCAAAUCCAGCUUUCAGGAAGUUAAAGGUUCACCCGUAGAAUCUGUUUCAUCAUCACCUAUGAGAAUCUUGAAUCCUGAAAAGCUUACAUCAGUACACAGGGACCUCAUGGGAAAGGAUGAGGCACAAGAUGCUGGUCAUUUUGCAAUAGGUAGCCCAAGAAGAUGCUCGGAUGGUGAAGAUGAUGGUGGGAGUGAUCGAUCUGGGACAGCAAGGAGGGACAAAUUUUCCACACUGGCUAAUCAUGGGUCCCUUGAUUCUUCUGUGCUUGAUUUUCAGGACAGAGAUUCUAAUCACAUAUCUGGUGGUAAAGCUAGAGGACUGGUUGUCCCAUCGCCUGAUAUCACAAAUGGUCUUUCUGUUAAUGGUAAUUCAGGCCAAGAUACUCGGUUCCCUAGUAAACCAUUGGCUUCAAAUCAAUUUGGUGGUGAAGACAGAGAUAAUGGCAACCAUUAUCAUGGUAAUGGUUCUCGCCCAAGAAAGUCAGGGAAGGAUUUCUCUUCUUCACGGUCGAAGGACAAGAAUGGAGGGAGCUUUGAGUCUGAUUUGGAUAUGGGUGAGGGCAAGAAUUCUAAUGUUUUCAAUGAACUGCAAGAUCAUUCACCGUCCCAUGGAAUAAAACCAAGGGAUGGUAAAAACAAGUUGCAGGAGAAAUUUGGGCUCAAGUCUGGUGAAACUGAGAACAAAAAUGUCGGCAAGAAAGGUUUUACUGGAAAACCCUCCAAUGAGAGUAGUAAAAGGGAGAGUCAGUCAAAUUUAAGGGGUAAUGAUGGCCCAGAUGUUAGACUAGAUGCUAUUUGCAAAAAAGAUGCAAUUUCUACUCUCAAGCAGCAUUCGCUGCAAGACUGUGAUAGUGAAAGGCCUUCAAGGAGGAUUCCUUCAGAAAAAACCGAUCGAGUGGAUACAGGCUCAAUUAGGGGGAAGUCACUACCGUUGCCACCCUCCGGAGGAGCUCAAAAUGAGAUGACAACUCGUUGCCCCCGACCAGCUUCUGGUUCUCACAAAAGCAAUGGAGCAGAUAGUAUACAAGUUGAUGCCUCUGAAGGUAAUAAUGCUGUGAAGGUGCAAGUACAGACCAGAAAGGCUGAUAAUCAGAAUGGAACUCAGCAUAUCAGUUCAAGACAUCUUACACAGAAUGGGCACAGGGCCAGUCUUGAUGCCCCUAGUCCAGUCAGAAGGGACUCCAGCAGCCAGGCUGUUACAAAUGCUGUGAAAGAAGCUAAAGAUUUAAAACACCUUGCUGAUCGUCUCAAGAACUCUGGGUCAUCUGAAAGUACGGGUCUUUACUUCGAGGCAGCUGUCAAAUUUCUUCAUGCAGCAUCUCAGUUGGAAUUGACUAACAGUGAGGGCGCCAAGCAUAAUGAGAGCAUGCAAAUGUAUAGUAGCACUGGAAAACUAUGGGAGUUUUGUGCUCAUGAAUACGAGAAAGCCAAGGAUAUGGCUGCUGCUGCUUUGGCCUACAAAUGCAUGGAGGUGGCUUAUAUGAAGGUGAUAUAUAUCUCACAUGCCAGUGCAAGCAGAGAUCGUCUUGAGUUGCAAACGGCUUUACAACUGGUUCCUCCUGGUGAAUCUCCUUCUUCCUCUGCCUCUGAUGUUGAUAACUUGAACAACCCCUCAACGGUAGACAAGGUUGCCUUACCCAAGGGUGUUAGCUCUCCCCAAGUUGCUGGAAACCAUGUUAUUGCUGCCCGAAACCGUCCCAAUUUUCUCAGGAUGCUCAAUUUUGCUCAGGACGUAAAUUUUGCAAUGGAAGCAUCAAGAAAAUCACGGAUUGCUUUUGCAGCUGCUAAUACAAACGUGGGAGACGCUAAUCGUUCAGAAGGCAUCUCUUCCAUUAAAAGGGCUCUUGAUUUCAACUUCCAUGAUGUGGAGGGAUUACUACGUUUGGUGCGGCUCGCGAUGGAUGCCAUUAGCCGUUGA